This is a messenger RNA of Gasterosteus aculeatus aculeatus (three-spined stickleback), 2520 nucleotides long. The record is from RefSeq and is a predicted model, not a curated record. Lineage: Eukaryota; Metazoa; Chordata; Actinopteri; Perciformes; Gasterosteidae.
CCCCCCACCCCCCCCUUCUCGCCUCCCCGGGGCAGCGAACUACCGGCAGGUCUUCUGCAGUAGCGCAGCCCUGCAGCCCUUCUGUUAUCCUUGGACCUUCUCCAUUCGCUUCACGCCGCGCAGAGGAUCAGGACGACACGCGGUCCAGAUGUAAAGAUCCAGGGUCCCUCAUGGAGAGACGCGGAGACGCGCGGGGCGGCGCUAUCCGAGGACAUUUGCGGGCGUUCCGGGGUGCUGAGGACAGACUGCGCGCACGGGACCGCUUCACUCGGCGUCUGGUCUGUGGGAGCGAUGGGAAGCGGAUCCCUCCUCCGCCAGAGGACACCGCGGCCAGACCUCAGCCGGCCGGCUCGGCUCACGUUACCGGCGCGACGGUGACCUCCGGCGGCGCAGUGCGGAAGUACAGUCAAAACAACAACAAAGCAAGAAAAGAUGCACCUCGCGGGCAGCGACACAAGCGUGCAACUAAAACGGACCAACAGGUCCAGUGGACUAUUAACAUCUCAGCACUGCAUCACUACAAUACUACAGCGGUCAUGAAGUUAAAACUGGCCGAUCCUGACUUGGAGGAAAGGAUAUUAUCCAAUCAGCAGCUGCACAAGCUGGAAGACACGCAGGUUACAGAGAGACCAAAAUGGGACAACAAAGUCCAAUAUUUGCUAACCUGCAUAGGUUUUGCUGUGGGGCUUGGGAAUGUGUGGAGAUUUCCAUAUCUGUGUCAAAUCUAUGGUGGAGGGGCGUUUUUGAUUCCUUACGCCAUUGCCUUGGUGUUUGAGGGACUUCCUCUCCUGCACAUGGAAUUGGCCAUCGGACAACGGCUCCGCCUGGGAAGCGUUGGGGUGUGGAAUUCAAUCUCCCCUUAUCUCGGUGGUUUAGGUGUAGCUUCCAUGUUAGUGUCCUUCCUAGUUGGUCUGUUCUACAACAUGAUCUUGGCCUGGAUCCUCUGGUACUUCUUCCACUCCUUUCAGAGUCCACUUCCCUGGAGGGGCUGCCCGUUAAACUUGAAUCAUACGGGCUAUGUCAGUGAGUGUGAGAUGAGCUCACCAGUGAACUACUUUUGGUACCGUGAAACGCUGAAUAUCACGCCGAGCAUUGAGACCAGUGGGUCCUUGCAGUGGUGGCUGGUGCUGUGUCUUGCAUCUGCUUGGUGCCUGGUGUACAUCUGCUUCAUACGUGGAAUCGAGACUAUUGGAAAGGCUAUUUACGUCACUGCCACCUUUCCAUACCUGGUUUUGACCAUCUUCUUGGUCCGAUCCUUGACACUGGAUGGGGCCACAGACGGCUUAAUAUAUCUCUUUACGCCAAAAUGGGAAACGCUGAAAGAUCCUAAGGUCUGGUUGGAUGCUGCUACUCAGAUCUUUUUCUCUUUGUCUUUGGCCUUUGGGGGACUUAUUGCUUUUUCCAGCUAUAAUGUUCAGAAGAAUGAUUGUGAGAGAGACGCCCUAAUUGUCGGCCUUGUGAACAGUUUUACGUCGCUAUACGCAGCGAUCCCUAUUUUUGCUAUUCUGGGAUUUAAGGCGAAGGAAAACUACAAUGAAUGCCAAAAUUGGAACAUACUGACACUGACUAAUUCCUUCAGUAUUGGGGAUAAAAACAUAACUGUUGAAAACUAUGACGACUGGUUAAACUACCUCAAUGCAACUAAUCCUUCAGAGGUUGAAAGCCUCAACCUAAAGACUUGCAACCUACAAACCUUCUUGGACCAGAGCGUCUCGGGCACCGGACUGGCCUUCAUCGUGUUUACUGAAGCGGUGAUAGAGAUGCCAGGCGCUCAGGUGUGGGCGGUGCUCUUCUUCGUCAUGCUCUUCAGCCUGGGCCUGUCCUCCAUGUUUGGCAAUCUGGAGGGUGUCCUGACUCCUCUGCUGGACCUGCACGUGAUUCCAUCCUGGAUUCCAAAGGAAAUUUUCACAGGGUUGAUUUGCCUCACCUCCUUUUCGGUGGCCCUCAUCUUUACUUUGGGCUCUGGAAACUACUGGCUGGAGAUUUUCAACAGCUACGUGGGCUCCGUGCCUUUGCUCAUCAUAGCCUUCUUUGAGAUCAUUGGUGUGGUUUACGUCUAUGGAAUAAACAGAUUCAGUGACGACAUUGAGUGGAUGACAGGUCGGAGGCCUAAUAUCUACUGGCAGGCCACUUGGCGCUUCAUCAGUCCGCUCAUGCUUCUCGUGGUUUUUGUGGCAUACGUUGUAGUUGAGGCUGAACAACGACCAACAUAUAAUACCUGGAAUCCAGAUUACGUCGACUUCCCCCUCGCUGACGUUCAGCCCUAUCCGGAGUGGGUUUUUGCCAUCUGUGUGCUCCUAUCUGUCCUUCCUGUUGUUUCAAUUCCUCUUGUGGCUCUCUACAAAUUCUUGGGCUUCCUGCAGGAAUACGGAAUGAAAAUGCGUAACUGAAAUCCAUAUGUAAAUUAAUUAUGUCAAGAAGGAGUUUAAAUUACACUUUUUAGCCGUUUUAUACGGUAUUAUCAUCUACUUGUGGUACAUAUUCGGGAUGUUUUUUUUUUCAUCCUUUGUACAGUAUGGU